Priapulus caudatus is the source of this 1506-nucleotide messenger RNA. RefSeq names its product coiled-coil domain-containing protein 34-like. Lineage: Eukaryota; Metazoa; Priapulida; Priapulimorpha; Priapulimorphida; Priapulidae. The coding region runs from base 30 to 1094 and encodes 354 amino acids. The transcript is spliced from 6 exons. The record is from RefSeq and is a predicted model, not a curated record.
CUUUGAAAUUUGCAGCUGUGACAAAAACCAUGAGUGACCGAUACGACUCAUCCAGCCAUCACACAAAGACAAGCACGCCAAAAAAAUAUCACCCUCAUACAACACCUUUACUAGAUGAGAGCGUUGCAUCAACUGUCACGAGAGAUGAGGCUGUGGCAUCCACGUUAGAAUCUCUUUCUCUGCAUUCUGAGCCCGUAUGCAAGUCUGCGGGAAUCAACCAAAGCACAACGGUGUCUACAAGUAGCGGGACUGGCAAGUCGGCAACUUGCAGAACUCUUGCCGAAGAUGGAGAUGACGUGUUUCAGGAGCUUCCUGUUGACGGUUGCAGCAGCGAUGACAGUGAGACGGAGACGGAAGGAGAAAUCAGCAAGGGCAGGCUCUCCAUGAGCAGUGCUGCUGAACCAUGUAUCCCGCCCUGGGAGAAGUGGCUAGUGCAGAAGGAGAUGCAGCGGAGAAGGUCAUUGUCAGACCUAGCACGGAAGGAGGAGGUGGCUUUACAUCUACAAAAAGAGCAAGAGAAACAAAGGGAUCAGAAAAAGUCACUUGCAAACGCACACUUUAAACAGUGGCUACGUGAAAAGGAAGCUAACAACAUUCUUGCAAAACAAAGUGCAGACAAGCGAAAAAUACUGCAGGAUCAGGAAAGGGAAGCAAAGAGGAAACUACGUGAGAAAGCUAAAGUCCGAUAUACAGAAUGGUUGGCACAAAAACAGAAGGAAGACCUAGCAAGGGUGCAAAAGGAAAUAGAGCAAAAUAUGGUAGAGAAAAAACAAGCUGAGGAGCGAAGGAGAAAAGCAGACAUUGCCUUCAAACAGUGGCGACGUGAAUCGGAAAGUCGACUCGAGUCUCUUCCUGCCGGAUAUCUAACCGACUACCCGGUGCCUACCUACUGCAACCCAAAUCCAUGGAUACCCCCCGACAUCCCCAAACCCAAGAAUGAACCACACACCCCUCGCAAGAAGCUUCCAAAGAGUUCGACCAUGAAUGUGCGCAGGCCCCGAACUAGCCAGGCAGGAGGAAUGAGAAGCAUCAGUGUGCAGGUUUAUAACACCCGAUGUAACUCACGUUCAGCAAAGAGUCUGCAACUUCUCUGAUUGCUUCUUUGACAGUUUUUGACGUAACAUCAAUCAGGUAUUGAUUUUAUGUCAGUUAGGUAUUGAUAUCAUACAGUGUCAGUGUUGAUCAUUAUUCAUCCAAUAUUGAUCAGUUAUUGAUUUGAUAUUGAUUUGUUAAUGGACUCAUACUGAUUUGUUAUUAACUCAUAUCGAUCGGUUAUGAUCUUACAGGCUUGUACUGUCCGUAUGCCUGCUGUGUCUGUGUUCUGCUGUAAUAACGUUGAUAGUUGUGUUGAUCUCAGUCUCUGGUGGCGAUUUUACCAAAGGAAAGAUAGUUUUCCUUGAUGCAUCUUAUAUAUGGUCACCGUGCAAUAUUUUGUUUGCGAUAACUUGAUCCAGGUUUUCGUGACUGGUUAUAAUAUAUAUAUAUGGUUAUAAUAUAUAUAUACAA